AUGACUUGCCUAGCGUCCGGCUCGGGCUCUGUCGCGGCUCAGCUGCCCUCGCCCGCCGUGCUCCAGACAUGGGUGCACCGCCCGCAGGCGAUCGCAAAAUGCACCGUCUCGGACGUGUACGUCCUCCAGGCGCUGGUGCCGCGCGAGAAGGAGACUGCCAAUCGAGAUAUCUUCCUGCUGAAUCAGUUCCCAUGCAAGAUGGUGGAGCUUGUAGGCUGGGUCGCCGGGGUAGAUGAUAAGGAGUCAUCGCUGACGAUCUUGCUGGAUGACGGUGAUGGGAAUGCCGUCUUGCCGGUACGGUAUCAGCUGCCUCGGGUCGUCAAGCCCGUGUCGCCCAAGAAGCCCGUCAAGGUCUGGGAUCGAUCGACGUUCGUCUCGGCCAAAGACCGGAAAGCGGAAUUGGCAGCGGAGGCGGACAAGGAGGUUGACGCGUCAUUCGCCAAGCGCCCGCCGGCGCAGCUGUACCAGACGCGAGAUAUCAGAGUGGGGGAUAUCGUCAGGGUGGUGGGGAAGGUGGAUGAGUACGCGAGGAGGAAGCCAACAGGGCUGGAGUGGGUACGAGGGGUUACGGUGGAGGAGGGCGCUGGGGGCAGAGUCGAGGUGGUUGAUGCGGACCAGCAAUAUCUGCAUCUCACCGAGGUCAUAGACCUUCACAAUACGGUCUAUUGCCAACCCUUCGUCAUCCCAUCCAUCCCGGUCGCUCAGACACAACCACUCGUCGAGUCUACACAUGACAUGUCGCUCGGAUACUCGUUCAGCUCUGAUAUGGACACGCAGAGCGAGAUGCCGAGCGAGAUCACCGUGGACGAUGACAACGCUCUUCCUGAUAUCCGUAAACUCCGCUCUACCCAACUGAACGACAAUACAUUCCGGCGGUACCUUCUCGACCAUAUGACGGAGGAAGUCCGCUCAGCCGCCCUCAACGCGGAUAUUGCCGGACCCGCCACCGUCGACCGAGCCCUCCAGCAUCUCUUUCCCGAGUAUAAGCCCGACUCGACCGGCAAAGGCAAGGGUCGAAGCGUCCUAUCGGCCUCCUUCUCCCCCAAUAUCCAAGCAGACCCAUACGGUACACCCCGCGCCAUGUCGUACAAACCCGACCGACCCUCCACUCCGCUCAUCCAGUAUCCCGUAUACACCAUCUCAUGCCUCCUCGAUACGCCUCAUCUUGCGGAACUUGCGGGCAUGAUCAUCGAUGCUGAAUCAAAGAAGGAGGAGCGGCGUCGGCGGAAGCGGGUCUUGAAUGGGGAGGCGACAGAGAAGGAUCUGGCGUUAGAGCGAGAAGGCAGUCAGCGGGCGAGUGGGAAGGUCGCGUGGAGGUUGACUGGGGAGAAGAGGCGGAAGGCGAUGGAACGGAUGGUCAGUUGGGCAUUGAGGGCGAUCUCGGAGGAAGGGAGUUGUGUCCACGUCCACUUGGACGUCGGGCAGAUCGACUAUGACUAUCAUCGGACACCCACUGCAUCGAUAACGGCAUCGGCCAUGGUGGAGUCGACGGCGUACACGCCCCUCCCACCGCCCUUUAUCCUACCGGUCAUACUGUGGCAUCUACAGGUGGAGCAGGAGGCGCGCAGGAAUAUCUUUUACAAAAAGACGGAUCCGAGGUGGAAGAGUGGCAUGACGAUUGAGGAGCUGGUGUAUAGGAUGAGGCAGUGGGGGGAGGAAGGGCGAUGGGAGCGGCUGGGAGAGUGGAGGGUCGAGGAAGGGGUGCAGUGGGGAUUGAUCAGGGGUCUGAUUAGGCAGGAAGGGAGAGGGUAUUGGGCGGUGCAUAAGGAGGUUGCGGGAUGGGGUGGAUGA
Molecule: messenger RNA, 1791 nt
Organism: Dioszegia hungarica
Lineage: Eukaryota; Fungi; Basidiomycota; Tremellomycetes; Tremellales; Bulleribasidiaceae
Exons: 5
Coding region: 1-1791 (596 amino acids)
Source: RefSeq, a predicted model, not a curated record